Molecule: messenger RNA, 367 nt
Organism: Paramecium sonneborni
Lineage: Eukaryota; Ciliophora; Oligohymenophorea; Peniculida; Parameciidae
Source: the annotation of a GenBank genome assembly
AUGAACAAAAUUUUAUUGUUCCUUACAAUCAUUUCUUUAGUCCUUUCUCUUCAAGAAACCACUAAACAUACAGAUUGCUUAAAUCAGUAUUGCAAUGCAGAAGUGGAUGCUUGUCGAAAAGAUUAAACUUGGUAAUCAUAUGAUCAUUUAUUCUAGCAAAAAAGAAAUUUCUAAUUGUUAUAAGACUGCUAUGGAUGAUCUAUCACCUGCUGGUAUCUAAAGAAGCAAAACAGCUGUAAAAAUCAUUAUUUUUAUUUAAAGUAUGAUUUAUGUUUAAGUACUAAUUCUUAUGCCAAAGUUUAAAAUUUAGCAAAAUGCAAGUAGAGAAAUUGUCCAAAUAAAUUAUUGAUCAUAUGAUUUAAAAGAG